CCUCCUUCUCUCGCCCUCUAUAACGAUGAGACGGAGGUGACCCCUUCUCCUCCGAAGAAGGCGACCACGGCAGAAAGAUCAGCAGGGUUCGUCGGCAGAGAUAUUGAAGACAUCGACUAUGAUGAGGAUUCUGAAUAA
This is a messenger RNA of Linum tenue, 138 nucleotides long. NCBI's taxonomy places the organism in Eukaryota, Viridiplantae, Streptophyta, Magnoliopsida, Malpighiales, Linaceae. The record is from the annotation of a GenBank genome assembly.